Scaptodrosophila lebanonensis is the source of this 2856-nucleotide messenger RNA. It is a transcript of the gene SCAR, whose product is annotated as wiskott-Aldrich syndrome protein family member 3. Gene Ontology annotation, cellular component: SCAR complex; cytoskeleton. The record is from RefSeq and is a predicted model, not a curated record. Gene Ontology annotation, molecular function: actin binding; protein kinase A regulatory subunit binding; Arp2/3 complex binding. Gene Ontology annotation, biological process: positive regulation of Arp2/3 complex-mediated actin nucleation; actin cytoskeleton organization. The coding region runs from base 326 to 2302 and encodes 658 amino acids. Lineage: Eukaryota; Metazoa; Arthropoda; Insecta; Diptera; Drosophilidae. The transcript has 6 exons.
CUUUUCAUAUUAAUGAAGAUUUUCAGAUAUUGCUAGGAGAAAUAAAAUAAGUAAAUAAAGUACUAGUGGAAAUGAAAAUGUGCAAGUCUAUUAAAAUGUCAUAAAGUGGUAAAAAAGAAGGCAUUGUUUUCAGAAACGGAAUAAAUACACAAAGUUAAUGAAAAUAUCACAAUAAGACAAAAUUUGUGAAGGCGAGAUACAGCGGAUGACUGAACUGCUUUACCAGUAGUAUAUGUAAUGCUAAUAUAGAUGUUUUUACUCUAGUUGGGCAUUAGUGCGGACACCUAAUUCACAAGCGAGAUAUAAUCAAAAUUAGAUAUUGGCCAUGCCACUUCCCAAGCGAUCUAUAGAGCCUGUGCAUGUUGCACGUUCAGUAUACCAACAGGACGAGUUGCAGUCCGUGGAGCUUGAGACCGUGACGAACACCACGUUGACAAAUAUCAUAAGACAACUGUCGUCGCUAUCGAAGCAUGCCGAGGAUGUGUUUGGUGAAUUGGCGCGAGAUGUGGGCAGUAUUGGAGAACGGGCGAACUCACUUCAGGCGCGCAUUGAUCGGCUCGCUAUUAAGGUCACCCAAUUGGACAGCACUGUAGAGGAAGUGCCGUUAACUGACAUAACGCGGAAGAAGGCGUUCAAGUCCGCCAAGGUAUUUGACCAGCAAAUAUUUUCGCGGGCCACAAUGCCAGCCCCCAUGCUGGAAACGUAUACGCAGUGCGACAAACCACCUCCGCUGGACAAAUUAAACAUAUAUCGGGACGAUGGAAAGGAUGGCCUAAAGUUCUACACAGAUCCUAAUUACUUCUUCGAAUUGUGGCGGCAAGAGAUGCUAAAGGACACGGAACGUGUGAUGCAUGACAAAGGUAAAAAGAUGCAUCGUCCACGCCCAGAUGGCGGAAGCAGUAAUGUUGGAGGACGGGGCCACAAGAAACGUGUGCGAACUCCACACAACACGCGGGAGAAGCAAAGACAGAUCGCAAUAGGACACGGCGAAACGCUGAUGCCCAACAACGUCAUCUAUCGCACGCCCAAUUCAAUGACCAACGAAGAAGCCGGAUAUUGCAAUAAACCAUAUAAUAUGCUCUCACAUUUGGAGAAUAACAGUAAUCUUAUAAAACAAACCGCCGUCGCGAUUACAGGCAUGGGAGUUUAUGACACACGUCCUCCAAGACCGAACUCGAUCGAGCUACGGCGCAGUUACCAACCGGAACAGGUGGACGGCACCAACUAUGGCUACGGAUCUGGCACUCCACAAGCAACGGCAGGCCAAUAUGCCACGGCCUAUGGCACAAAUGGAGUAGCUGGUGGACAACAGAUGCACCAGCAACCGCACCAGGGAGGAGGGCUACAGCACCACCAGCAAAUAUAUGAGGACACUUUCUAUCACCAGUCACAGGCAUUAUACGGCCAUACCGGACAAGGUCCGAUGUCGCCGGAGCCAAUCUAUGUGCCUGGCACACCUGGACGUACUAAGCCAAGGCCGUCACAGCCGCCGCCGGCUCCCCCCUCAAACGGUAGUGGUGGCGGUACUCCCAAUGCGUCUAACGGUAACACACCCACACGUGGUCGCAGUAUGUCAACUAGUCGGGAUGCCUUGCCUCCCCCACCCCCUGUGCCGGACGCAAUACCUAUGAACGGAGCUCCAAGCGGGCAUAUUACAGCAAAGCUGCUGGGCCGCGCAAAUAGCACAUCGCGAGCUGGUUCUCCACAGAUGGCACCCAGCAACAGCACUCAGGAUGCAAACGCACUCGUAAUGGCUCAGCUUAACAGCACAAUCAACAGUUUCAACCACAUUAUCGUAUCCGGGAAUCAGCUAAACUCGAUUAGCGACCUACCGCCGCCACCACCGGUGUCUGAGCAGCACUCGCCAAAAAUAUCUCCACCCAGUGCAGCGCCACCACCACCACCUCCGCCACCCCCUCUAGAUGAAAAUAACAGUGGUUCGCAACUACAGAACUCGCAUCAUAUGCGUUCAAAGGUGCUCGCAAAUAGCAACGAGCUUCAGUUGAAUCAGCUAAAUGGUGGCAUUGUCGUUGGCCCCAAUACUCAACAUAUUUUGGCCCCAAAGAAGUUGCUACCGCCUUUCCAGGAUCCUCGCAACGAUUUGAUGAAAGCUAUACGCGAUGGCAUUACUUUGCGGAAAGUCGAGAAGUCCGAACAAAAAGAGAUCGAUCGCAACACAGCUCUGCUCGAUGUAGCCUCAAUACUUGCCAGACGUGUGGCUAUUGAGCUUUCCGAGUCGGAAGACUCGGACAGCGAAGAUGACAGUGAAGGUUGGAUGGAGCCUAAUGAGGCCUCGACUUGAUCCCUUUUCGCCUCCUUCAAACAGGAAAAGGCUAUAAAUAUAAAAAAAAGAGGAGGAACUUGAAUAAAAAAAAUGGCUCCCGUGGGCUAUUUUGCAGUAAGCCUAUAUUUACUCCAAUCUUUUUUCUAAAAUUUCAUAGAAAGUAUUUAUUUGUAAAUUUGAUAUUUAAUAUGCGAUAAUACCUAUUUACAUGCGCCAAAAUAUUUUGCAUAAUUCCAUAGGAAUGGGAUAUUCGUAUUAUAAACGCUAUUAUUCUAAAAAUGAAAUAAUCAAAUGUACAUACACUUAAUCAUAUAUAAUUAUAUAACAAUUAUAUGUAUUUGUAUAAUCAAAGAAAGAAACAACUAAGUUAUGUUUUAAAAUAACCGUUUAAGAAUGAACGGCUACAUCAAGGAAUUCCAUAGGCUUAACAGAUCGAACAAUACUCUGGGUGUUCGUGGAAUUGCAUUUUGUUAUCAGAUUUCUAACAUAUUCGAAUCAUUUUUAUAUAUGACAUACGUAUGACACCGAAUACUUUAACUAAAAUAAAAUUCUUUUUGUUUUUGUCAAAUGCA